Molecule: messenger RNA, 1910 nt
Organism: Chiloscyllium plagiosum (whitespotted bambooshark)
Lineage: Eukaryota; Metazoa; Chordata; Chondrichthyes; Orectolobiformes; Hemiscylliidae
Gene: rmp64
Product: ribonuclease MRP subunit p64
Biological process (GO): positive regulation of Notch signaling pathway
Cellular component (GO): nucleus
Source: RefSeq, a predicted model, not a curated record
AAGGUAGGAGGCGGGGCUUUGCUCUGGUCCGUGACAGCGGAGGAGGGCAGGAGGCGGGGCCUUGCUCUGGUGGAAGAUGGCGGCUGGCGACUGGAACGCGGUGCACAUUCCACGGCCGGGCUCGUGCUGCAGCGUAGCCGCGCCUCCCGCGUGCCGGUGGCCGCACACAGAUGGGUACAUACAAGACCUUGUGGCAGCCUGUGAAAAUACCUUAAAAGCUUUAAGUAAUAAGCUUCUUACAACAGAACUUGAUAUCUUGGGUUCUCUGUUAUAUGUUUUCCAUAACCGGUUACGUCAGCACAAACCUUAUUGUGCAUUGAAACAGGUUGAACAAUGUGUGAAGCGUUUGCACAAUAUGCAACUUGAAGGUUCGAUUCAAGAUCUGAUUGAGUUGUGUCCAAGCAUGUCUGAGGCACAGAGUGGUAAGACAAAAUAUAUUCCCAGCCAACCUGUCCUGGAAUGGAUGUCGCUGAAAGUGUUGGGGGGCUGUAAGUUGAUGCUGCGUCUGAUGGAAAUGUGCUGCAAAGCAUUUCUUUUGACUAUUCAAUAUCUUCAUUGUAAAGAAUUUAUAGUCCUAAAUGUCGUAGUUACAGGAUUGCUCAGCAGACUAUGGAUAAUGUUUAGAAGUAUUGUUUUAAGCCUAGAACUUUUAUAUGAUAAGCUGUUCCUGUUACUGAAUGAGGUAACUAAAAUUCAAGAUAUGUCCUACGUGAAGGAGUUUUCCUUUCCUGUUAGCGUCAGGCAAUGGCUUGGUCUUUCCUAUUGCAAUUUCACACAAAUGAAGCUGCCAAGUGUUUCAAGUCAGAUGAGUGGAUUGCUUUCAGAUAACUCUGGCUUACUUGAUAAAUUGUUCGCGGAGACUGAACCUUUAUUAUUGGAGGAUGAUCAAAAUACAAUAUUAAAAGAAAAUAAAAUGACUGAUAGCAUCACCUCUAAAACAGAUCAGAUUUCAGAUAUUGGACCCCCUGAGCAAGGCCAUCGUGAGAUUGAAACUGGACUUCAGUUGGGAUUUGAAAUUAAGUCUAUGCAAGUUCAGUAUGAGAAGUCUCUAAAGGACUUUAACUGCAGAAGAUUACAGAAAAGUAAGCAACUGUUUCCUUUGGAUGAGUUUGUGAGCAGGAUUGGUGCCACACACACUUUCAGUGCAUUGUGUUGGGAGCUCCAGACAAUGUUCCGUUGGUUUCGACACCAAAAACUAAAACAUGAAACGUGCUAUUUUGGAAAUCAGUUUCUCCGGUGUCGCAGACUUAGAAUGGUGGAAACUCAUGGUUACAGUUUCCCAAAGAAGAUCAAUUUGAUAAAAAUGUCCGUCUCCAGGUAUCUCAUUAAAAGAUCUCAGGGAAAAUUGCAUCAAGGUGAAAUAUUUAAAUAUUGGAAAACUUCAGUGUCCCCUCUUCAAAACUGUAAGAUAAGACGUUCAGAAUUGUACAGAAGAAAAGGUUCCUUGCUCAAGAAGAAACUAAGAAACAGUAGACUUCACACAAAAGAAGGAAGCAAAAGGACAUUUAAAACUAUUUCACAGUUUGCAUUUGACACACAAACUGACAUAAAGAAACAGUGUGUUACUGGAGAUUUUCACACUAAACUUGGAAACAAUGGUUUGCAUCAGAAUGGGAAAACUCUGGCACUCCCCCUGGUUUCUUUGAGAGGAGGAGGUUCUGCAAUUGUGCCAAAUACGGAUGAUGAUAUUGAUGCCAUUUUUGCAUCAAUUGGUAUAUAGUUUGUUCUUUCAAAUUUAAAAAUCGCUGUAAGUGGAAGAUUUGACAAUAUAAAGUAACUGGAAGCAAACUAAAUGUGCAUUUCUGUUCAUGUUUUUGGAAAUAGAAUGCUUAAUUUAUAUGUUGCAUUUUUGACUCUUCAAUUUGAAUAACUUUACCAGAAAACUGGGUUUAAUAAAAGGAAGGAGAAGA